AUGUUCCCAACACUCGCCUCUCUCCUCGCCUCAGCGGUGCUCGUCACGGCGACCAUCGACCAAGUGCACCUUGGUCUUACCAACGCCAACGUCGACUGCCCCAACGGCGUCGCGGUCGCCUUUGCCAGCGACGUCGGCAGCCCGCUCUCGGUCUCGUUUGCGACGCCGGGCGAUUCGCCAAAGUCGGUGCCGACGACCGUCGACUCGUUCAAGUUCGACUCCAAGCUGUACAGCUACACGUCGCCGUUUCUGCACACGGCGCGGCUCUGCAACCUCAAGGCCAGUGCCACGUAUGCGUAUGCGAUUGGUGGCAACGGCAAGACGUGCGCGGGCAGCUUUGUCCAGUCGUUUGUGAUGCCGCCAAGCGCCGACGCGGACACACCGACGGUCCUCGGUAUCAUUGGCGACGUCGGCUCCGAGUACAUUGACGACACCUUGCGCAACACGGCAACCGGGAUCAACGGCACAGCGGCCCACGCGAUCUUUAUCGUCGGCGACUUGGCCUAUGCCAACGGCGAGCACGAGCAGUGGGACGCGUGGUACCGCCAAGCGCAACCCGUGUUUGCUUCGAUUCCGACGCUUGCGAUCGGCGGCAACCACGAGACGACCAAGGGUGGCGGCGCCAAAAAGCCCAAGGACAAGAAGAAAUUUCUGCCGGAGAACUACCUCGGGUACAUCCACCACGUCAACAACCCGGUCUCGGCGGCGCAGAAUGCCAAGCUGCGCACGUACUACUCGAUGAAUGUCGGACAUGUCCACGCGGUCUUUGUGGACGAUUAUGUCGGGUACCGCGGCGACGACGACGAUGUUGUCGGCACCAAGCCGUGGAUGGACGAGCGCAACUUGCAGCUGCAGUGGCUCGAGAAGGACUUGGCGUCCGUGGACCGAAAGAAGACGCCGUGGGUCCUUGUACUCAAGCACAACCCGUACUACAACUCGUGGGAUCGCCACCAGUGCCACUCGACGCCAAGCGACCUCAUGACGACGAUUGGGCUGCCGCCGGUCGUCGGCGUCUGUGACCUUGAUGACUAGGCUCUCGUGACGCAACGAUGUUCUCGCAAGAAGACUUGGGCGGUGGCUUUUUUUAGGAAUAAAAAUACGUUCGCGCCAUUUUUUGAGAUUUGAUUCGCUUGCACGAGCGCAUGCCACGUCACGACGAGUCCGUUUCAGAUCUUAUACCAUAUAAAAACACACUGCUCUUGCAAUACCGG
Molecule: messenger RNA, 1211 nt
Organism: Saprolegnia diclina VS20
Lineage: Eukaryota; Oomycota; Saprolegniomycetes; Saprolegniales; Saprolegniaceae
Exons: 2
Coding region: 1-1032 (343 amino acids)
Molecular function (GO): metal ion binding; acid phosphatase activity
Source: RefSeq, a predicted model, not a curated record